CAUUAAGUCUGUAAAAUAGGUAUCUUUAAACUUUUCUGUGGUGCCGUCUUUUAUCAUAAGUUCAGUUGUUUUUUGUUGUUAUUAUUUGGUAAUUUCUUAUGUGAUUAAUUCACUAGGAUUUGGAUAACAUAAAUCUAUGGUCUGAAUGUGAUCUAUUAUUUAAAGUGAUUAGUUGAGUUAAUAAACUUUAACUGCACGAUCAACUGAUGAAUGUCUAUCAGCCCAAAAAUCAAAAAUGGGCUUUGAAAUCAAAAGGUUUCAAGGUGACGUCGAUGAAGAACUCAUUUGUCCUAUCUGCUCUGGAGUUUUAGAGGACCCUUUGCAGGCACCUGCUUGCGAGCACGCUUUUUGUCGAGCCUGCAUAAAUGAAUGGAUAAGUCGUCAGCCCACUUGUCCAGUAGACCGGCAGGCAGUGACCGCUAGCCAACUUAGACCAGUUCCGAGAAUACUGCGUAACCUACUUUCCAGAUUAUGUACCAGCUGUGAUAAUGCACCUCACGGAUGCAAUGCUGUGUUAAAACUAGAUUCUCUGGCUUCACAUUUAGUUGAAUGUGAAUUUAACCCCAAACGGCCAAUGCCAUGUGAAGCAGGCUGUGGCUUGGUAAUACCAAAAGAUGAGCUGGCAGAACACAAUUGUGUCCGUGAGCUUCGUGCUCUCAUUGCCACUCAGCAGAGCAAGCUUAUUGACUAUCAGCAAGAGCUUGCAGAGCAACGUCUUAUUAUCAAUGAACAUAAAAGAGAGUUGGCAUUGCUUAAAGAAUUCAUGCGUGCGAUGCGUGUAUCAAAUCCGACGAUGCGUGCUCUCGCAGAUCAGAUGGAGCGUGAGGAAGUUAUCCGCUGGGCAAAUUCACUUACACGAGCACGAGUCACGCGUUGGGGUGGCAUGAUAUCCACGCCCGAUGACGUCCUGCAGGUGAUGAUGAUCAAGAGAAGUUUGUCAGAGUCCGGCUGCCCACCACACAUCAUUGACGACUUGAUGGAGAACUGUCACGAACGACGAUGGCCGCCUGGCUUGUCUUCUCUAGAAACAAGGCAAAAUAAUAGAAGGUUAUACGAGAAAUAUAUUUGCAAACGAGUGCCUGGGAAGCAAGCUGUGCUUGUGCUGCAAUGUGACAAUACUCAUGUUGAUGAACACAUGAUGGUGGAACCUGGACUUGUAAUGAUAUUUGCUCAUGGUAUUGAAUAACAAGAAUUACGAACUUUUUGAGUGCUAUCAACUUUUUAUUCUUAUAUAUUGGUAUUAAUGUGAUCUAUAAUAAUUUAUUGGCUUUCCGAUUGAAAUAAGAUUAACACAUGACUGCAGUCAUACAAAUGAUGUUUCUUAUUUAGAAUAUAAUUACCAAUAUGAUAUGGUACAACAUUAAUAAUUACUUAGCGAUGGAUGUGUUAUUGAAGUAAAAGCACGAUUGUGUAUUUCUUCUGUAAUCUUUCUUUUUUUACAUAAAUCAAUUUUAUGAAACAUUCCUGAGAUAUACAAACUGCUUCAUUAGAUUCUUAAGGAUUGUCAGAAUUUUGUAUUACUUUAGUUUAGUGACUGAGUGCUGUGUUAUGUUAGAAAAAUCGUUUAAUUGUGCUGUAACAUUAUAUUUAUAUAAUUUGCUUUUCGUUGAAAAUUGUCUCUGAGAAUGAUUAUAGUUUUAUAUCAUUUUUUUUUCCAAAAUAGUGCAUAUUGUGAUAUUACCGACAACUACAUAUUUUCCCAUUUUAUAUUCGCAGUAUAAUGUUGGCUAAAUUAAAUACUUUUUAAAUA
Messenger RNA from Pararge aegeria (speckled wood butterfly), 1750 nucleotides. RefSeq names its product E3 ubiquitin-protein ligase NRDP1 (gene elgi). Gene Ontology annotation, molecular function: ubiquitin protein ligase activity; metal ion binding. Gene Ontology annotation, cellular component: plasma membrane signaling receptor complex. NCBI's taxonomy places the organism in Eukaryota, Metazoa, Arthropoda, Insecta, Lepidoptera, Nymphalidae. Gene Ontology annotation, biological process: positive regulation of JNK cascade; tumor necrosis factor-mediated signaling pathway; regulation of canonical NF-kappaB signal transduction. The coding region runs from base 236 to 1186 and encodes 316 amino acids. The transcript is spliced from 7 exons. The record is from RefSeq and is a predicted model, not a curated record.